Messenger RNA from Lindgomyces ingoldianus, 447 nucleotides. RefSeq lists its product as uncharacterized. The transcript is spliced from 7 exons. Lineage: Eukaryota; Fungi; Ascomycota; Dothideomycetes; Pleosporales; Lindgomycetaceae. Bases 1 to 447 code for a protein of 148 amino acids. The record is from RefSeq and is a predicted model, not a curated record.
AUGGCGCUCGUUAGUCUCAUACUUCCUCUAUCACCCCGGUUUGUGAGAACCAUACUAGAUCGGGAGGUUGUAGUGUUAGGUAUUGAGUGUGAACUAUGGUUACAUGACAAGGAAUUCCGUUACUCUUUUAAUGGGAAGUUGAACGAAGUUGGAGGUCAGGCCGAAAGUGAUAACAUUAAACUAGUACCUUGCGGGUUAUCCGCCGAUCUGAGUUCAUGUAUUUGGGGUGCGGGAAAUUCUGGAGAGACCGAGAGACUAGCUGUCUGUAUUGAGUGUCUAGGACUAUACCGAUAUUUUAGAGAUUGGAAUGGCACCCUAGGCUUGAGUGAACGCUUGGCGACAAGCCGUGAGCUUUGGUGUAGGCGUGAAGAGGACACGAGCAAGCAAACUGAACGUGAUAACGGGAUGUAUUAUGUAGCAAGUCACCCCCAUAAGUCGGGCACCUAA